Messenger RNA from Seriola dumerili (greater amberjack), 1088 nucleotides. RefSeq names its product DELTA-actitoxin-Aeq1b-like. Gene Ontology annotation, biological process: monoatomic cation transport; cytolysis in another organism; pore complex assembly. The transcript has 4 exons. The record is from RefSeq and is a predicted model, not a curated record. Bases 146 to 670 code for a protein of 174 amino acids. Gene Ontology annotation, cellular component: pore complex. Gene Ontology annotation, molecular function: channel activity. Lineage: Eukaryota; Metazoa; Chordata; Actinopteri; Carangiformes; Carangidae.
CGUCUCGCCCUGUCAGAGAGACGAGAAGCUGCUUCAGUCUGCAGCUGCACCCCGAGCUGGUCUGAACUGGACUGGACUGAACUGUAGGACCUAGUCUCAUCACGGCUAUGAGGAAAAUAUUUGGAGCGGUCCGGAUGAACAGUCAAUGUUGUUUCCAGUUGAUGACAUCAUGAGCAGCAGGAACAGUCCAACCCGUCAGUGCAGUAUUGAGCUUCAGAAUAAGAGCUCGAUGUUCACCCUGUGUAACCCUCAUGUGCACACUGUCAGCGGAUCAUGUGACGCACCGUUCCCGCCCACCCUCGGCCCGUCCGAGUCCGGAGGCGCUCUGUUCGUCAAGAGUCCUCACGCGGCCUGCGGGUCGGUGGGGGUGUUCACCUACGACCUCCUGAGCGAGUCCACGCAGCAGUACAGGGGCAGAGUGGCCGUCAUGUUCUCCGUCCCCUAUGACUUCAACCUGUACUCCAGCUGGUUCGCUGUGGGCGUGUUCGGCCUGGACACUCACUGCGACCAGCAUCUCUACGAAACCAUGUACUACAACACAGAGAGAGGGUUCGUCAGGGGCAAAGCCAAAGGGCCCAGUCUGAGCCACAGAGGGAGUCACGUGACCGUCAGAGCCACCAUGUCCGACAGUUACCGAGCUGUCCUCAAGGUGCAGGUGUGCAACAACUAAAACCGGCCGAUUCAUUCAUCUCUGUCUCCUCCAUUAAUCCCAGUUCUCCCAGAGACAGGAAGACCAGUUUAGGUCAUUUGAUAAAUCUUCUUUUAUUCCAUAAUCUCACUUCCUGUCACCUUUCUGUAUGAACGCUGUCAGGCUACAUGCUAACUAGGAUUUUACUGUUCUGUGUUUCUCUGAGUCGAAGCUGCGAAAUUUUGACGAAACAUUUUCCUUUUGACUUAAAUCAUGUUUCAUCUGAGAAACAGCAGCAGUCAGUGAACACCAAACACAACGUAGAACCUGGUCUGACUGUGGAACCAAAGAACUCAAUGUUUAAUAAAUAAAAGACCUGAUCAAUAAUCAUAUUGAUAAACUGUCGGAUCAAUCAAUGAAUUUGUGAUAUAAUUAAAGCUCAACUCGUUAUUAUGAAAAA